CAAAAGCACUACACACUUGUACUACUUUUACUUGUCCAACUCGUGUUCUUCAUAUAAUCACAUCAUGAUGUGCUGCUAUAUGUAGAUGCAAUCUGUUUAUAUAUAUAUAUAUAUAUAUGUAAUCUACACAAUAGAUAGAGAUUUUAGAUUCUCUGUGUGUGUUUGGGCGAUGGAGCUCCAGAACCAGAACACUGUUAAAGAAGCCCUAAACGCACUCUACCACCACCCAGACGUCUCCGUUUGCAUGCAAGCCGAUCGCUGGCUUCAAGACUUCCAACGCAUCCUCGAUGCUUGGCAGGUCUCUGAUAAUUUACUUCAUGAUGCUAGUAGCAAUCAGGAAACCUUAAUCUUUUGUUCUCAAACCCUCAGAAGCAAGGUACAACGAGAUUUUGAAGAGCUGCCUUCUGAAGCUUUUCGCCCAUUACGGGAUUCUUUAAAUAGCUUAUUGAAAACAUUUCAUAAAGGCCCUCCUAAAGUUAGAACCCAGAUUAGCCUUGCGGUGGCUGCAUUGGCUGUUCAUGUCCCUGCAAAAGAUUGGGGUGAUGGCGGUAUUGUAAAUUGGCUUAGAGAUGAGAUGAAUUCUCAUCCCGAAUGCAUACCAAGUUUCCUUGAGCUGCUCAGAGUUUUGCCUGAGGAAACAUUCAACUACAAGAUAGCAGCUCGUCCUGAUAGGCGACGGCAAUUUGAGAAAGAACUUGCUUCUGCAAUGGAGGUUGCUCUUAAUAUCUUGACUGCUUGUCUGAAUAUUAAUGAGCUUAAGGAGCAGGAUCGGAUGUCCAAGCGGCAGAUUGGGACUGGCCGUAGAAUUGGAGACCUCUAUGUGGCUCUUGAGGCAUUUUCUUCUUGGCUUCGGUUAAGGCAUAGGAUCCCUGCUUCUACACUUGCUCCUCACCCAUUGGUGCUAACAGCUCUCUUCAGCCUGAAUUCUGAUAUCCUUUCAGAGGCAUCCGUGAAUGUAAUUUCUGAAUUGAUACACUACACAGCAGCAAGAAACUCAGGUGGUGUUUCUGCACAGAUGCCCUUAAUUCAAGUAAUUGUGCCUCAAGUUAUGAGCCUUAAGUCGCGGCUUAGAGAUUCUUCAAAGGAUGAGGAAGAUGUGAAAGCCAUUGCUCGUUUAUUUGCUGACAUGGGUGAUUCAUAUCUUGAAUUGAUUGCAAGUGGAUCUGAUGAAUCAAUGUUGAUAGUGGAUGCCUUGUUGGAAGUUGCUUUAUACCCUGAAUGUGAUAUUGCUUCUAUGACGUUCAACUUCUGGCACAAUCUUCAGAUUAACUUGAUUGAAAGGGAUUCCUACAUACCAUUUGGUCAUGAAGCAUCAAAAGAAGCAGAGAGAAAUAGGAGGCUGCUGGUUUUCCGUUCGUCAUAUGAAUCGCUUGUUUCCCUGGUUAGCUUCAGAGUCCAAUAUCCCCACGAUUAUGCAGACCUAUCAAAGGAGGACCUUAAGGAUUUCAAACAAACUAGAUAUGAUGUUGUGGAUCUCUUAAUUGAUGCAGCAUUGGUAUUAGGAGGUGAAGCUACACUGAAGAUUCUCUACGUGAAGCUUGUUGAGGCUGUAGGUAGUUGUGGAAAUGACGGGCAUAGUGAUUGGCGUCCAGUGGAGGCUGCUUUAUAUUGUAUCCGGGCUAUAUCAGAUUAUGUUUCUGUCACACAAGCUGAAGUAAUGCCCCAGGUUAUGUCUUUGCUUCCAAAACUUCCUCAUCAACCGCAACUUCUAACUACUAUGUGCUUAACAAUUGGGGCCUAUUCAAAAUGGCUUGAUGCUGCACCUAGUGGACUCUCAUUCUUGCCUCCGCUCAUAGAUAUUCUUGUGAGUGGCAUGAGUAUGUCUGAAGAUACUGCAGGUGCUGCUGCUUUGGCUUUUGGACACAUCUGUAAUGGAUGUGGGAAGAAGCUUCGUGGAUCCUUAGAUGGUCUUUUCUGUAUAUACCAAAGGGCCAUGGUUGGAGAAGGUGCCUUUAAGGUAUCUGCCGAAGACUCAUUGCAUCUGGUUGAAGCUUUAAGUGUGGUUAUUACAGAACUUCCUUCAGACCAUGCCAAGAAAGCCCUUGAGGUGUUAUGCUUGCCUGCUGUAACACCUUUACAGGAAAUUAUUAAUCAAGGUCCAGUCAUAUUGGGGCAAAUAACGGCUCGUGAGUUAACGGUUCAUAUUGAUCGACUUGCAAAUAUCUUUAGAUAUGUAAAUCACCCUGAAGCUGUCGCAGAUGCAGUUCAAAGGCUUUGGCCAAUAUUCAAAGCCAUCUUUGAUCUUUGUGCUUGGGACGUGCAGACCAUGGAGUCUCUUUGUCGAGCUUGCAAAAAUGCUGUGAGAACUUCUAAAAGGUUCAUGGGAAUUACAAUUGGAGCAAUGCUAGAGGAGAUACAAGGCCUAUAUAAACAACACCACCAACCAUGUUUCCUUUAUCUCUCUAGUGAAGUUAUCAAGAUAUUCGGGUCUGAUCCAUCUUGUGGAGACUACUUAAAAAUCUUGAUUGAAUCACUGUUCAGCCACACUAUAUGUCUGCUUACAAGAAUUCAGGACUUCACUUCCAGACCGGACAUAGUGGAUGAUUGUUUUCUACUGGCAUCGAGGUGCAUUCGCUAUUGUCCUCACAUGUUUUUCCCUUCAGCCAUAUUUCCACCAUUAGUAGAUUGUUCCAUGAUUGGCAUCACAGUACAACACAGGGAGGCCUCAAAUUCCAUAUUGACUUUUUUAUCCGAUGUAUUUGAUAUUUCAAACUCUACUCAAGGAGAAAAAUAUCUACCUUCCAGGGAUAAUGUAAUUAUGCCUCGAGGUGCCACCAUCACCAGAAUUUUGGUUGCUUCUUUAACAGGAGCGCUCCCAAGCUCUCGACUGGAAACGGUUAUCUAUGCCCUACUAUUGCUAACUUGAGCAUAUGGGUUGAGAGCUUUGGAGUGGGCCAAGGAUAGUGUUUCACUAAUUCCAUCAACCGCGGUGACAGACAUGGAGAGGACGAGAUUUCUAGGAGCAUUGUCAGAUGUGGCAUCUGGGGUCGAUAUUAAUCCUCUCACAAUUCCUAUCGAAGAGCUGUCAGAGGUUUGUCGCCGUAACAGAACUGUUCAAGAGAUCGUCCAAGGAGCCUUGAGGCCACAUGAGUUAAAUACAGUAGCUGUAUCGUAGUAGUCUUGAGAUUAAAAAAAAUGGGCCAUUUUGCUUCGGCCUUUGUCUGUCAUAGUUUCUUGGCUGUGCAUUCGCUGUUGUUUUUUUUCCCAUUAUAAUUUGUGUAUCUAUCAUCAAUCAUCAUUUUUUCACAGGUGGAUAUGAUUGGGAGGUAUAGAAAUGUUGCAUCUUUUAUUCGGAUCUUUGAGCGGUUUUUAGUUGUUUUUCCUUCUUUUUUAUUUCUAAUUUGUUUUGGGGGACAGUUGUUUGGUAUAGAGUUGUAAAUUUGGGAUUUAAUGCAACAGUUUAAAGA
Camellia sinensis is the source of this 3407-nucleotide messenger RNA. The record is from RefSeq and is a predicted model, not a curated record. Lineage: Eukaryota; Viridiplantae; Streptophyta; Magnoliopsida; Ericales; Theaceae.